Molecule: messenger RNA, 2696 nt
Organism: Malaclemys terrapin pileata
Lineage: Eukaryota; Metazoa; Chordata; Testudines; Emydidae
Gene: SLC5A6
Product: solute carrier family 5 member 6
Exons: 16
Coding region: 287-2164 (625 amino acids)
Biological process (GO): sodium ion transport; biotin transport; pantothenate transmembrane transport
Cellular component (GO): membrane
Molecular function (GO): sodium-dependent multivitamin transmembrane transporter activity
Source: RefSeq, a predicted model, not a curated record
GGGGAAGCCCCCGCCCGUUGGGCUGUCCGGCCCGCAGCACGUGUGUGGCGAACCCAGGGGACCGAGCCGGCAGCGCGGAGCCUCCCCGCUCGGCGGCUGUGCGCGAUGGUGGCGGGGACCGAGGUGUGUGCUGGAGGUGCCGGGUGCCGGUGAGUGCUGCUGGCGCAGCCCCUGCAUGGCCCGGGGCAGGUAGAGCCGAGUGCCGGGCCGGCACAGCUGGCAUGGCCGGCCUGGGCAGAGCCGGCGGGCGCAGGAGGCUGUAGCGCGGCCGGCCGGCAGCGUUGCCAUGGCGUUCACGGUGGCGGAUUACACUGUCUUCGUGCUGCUGCUGGUGCUCUCCUCCGCCAUCGGGCUGUUCUACGCGCUGAGCGGCGGCCGGCAGCGCACGGUGCAGGAGUUCCUGCUGGCCAACCGCAGCAUGAGCUUUCUGCCCGUGGCCCUGUCCUUGCUGGCCACCUUCCAGUCAGCCGUGGCCAUCCUGGGCGUGCCGGCCGAGAUCUACCGCUUCGGCACCGAGUACUGGUUCCUGGGCUGCUGCUACUUCCUGGGCCUCCUGAUCCCGGCGCAUGUCUUCAUCCCUGUCUUCUACCGCCUCCACCUCACCAGCACCUACGAGUACCUGGAGCUGCGCUUUAACAAGGCUGUGCGUGUGUGUGGCACCGUGACCUUCAUCUUCCAGAUGGUGAUUUACAUGGGGGUCGUUCUCUAUGCGCCGGCGCUGGCUCUCAAUGCAGUGACUCAGUUUGACCUCUGGGGGGCGGUGCUGACCAUGGGCCUGGUCUGCACCCUGUACACCACCCUGGGCGGGCUGAAGGCCGUCAUAUGGACCGACGUUUUCCAGACGCUGGUGAUGUUCGCAGGGCAGCUGGCCGUCAUCGUGGUGGGCACCGUCAAGGUGGGCGGCAUGGGGCGGGUCUGGCAGCUGGCGGCUGAUCAGGGGAAGAUCUCUGGAAUCGACCUCAACCCCGACCCCUUUGAGCGUCACACCUUCUGGACCCUGGCCGUCGGGGGCGUCUUCAUGAUGCUGUCGCUGUACGGCGUGAACCAGGCCCAGGUGCAGCGCUACCUCAGCUCCCGCACCGAGCGGGAGGCUGUGCUCUCCUGUUACGCCGUCUUCCCCUGCCAGCAGGUGGUGCUCGGCCUCAGCUGCCUCACGGGCCUGGUCAUGUUUGCCUAUUACCAGGAGCAUCCGCUCACGGCAGCCCAGAGCCAGGCCUCCUCGGACCAGCUGGUUCUAUACUUCGUCAUGGACGUCCUGAAGGACCUGCCCGGCCUGCCCGGCCUCUUCGUCGCCUGCCUCUUCAGCGGCUCCCUGAGCACAAUUUCCUCGGCCUUCAACUCCCUGGCCACGGUGACCAUGGAGGACCUGAUCCACCCCUACUUCCCCGGCCUGCGGGAGUCCCGUGCCACACUGCUCUCCAAGCUGCUGGCUCUCAGUUAUGGCCUGCUCUGCCUGGGGAUGGCCUACCUCUCCUCCAUGAUGGGCCCCAUGUUGCAGGCUGCCAUCAGCAUCUUCGGCAUGGUGGGCGGCCCACUGCUGGGACUCUUCUGCCUCGGAAUGUUCUUCCCGUGUGCCAACCCCACCGGUGCGAUCACCGGGCUGGCAGCCGGGCUGGCCAUGGCCUUCUGGAUCGGCAUUGGGAGCCUGGUGUCCAACCUGCGGGCGGCCCCCUCGGCCCCACCGCUGUCCAACAUCACCGACUUCCCGCAGGCCAGCAACCUGAGCACGGCCAUCGCCACCACCCUGCUGACCUCGACCCCGGCCCCAAAGCGCCUCUCGGGGCUCCAGAAAUUCUACAGCCUGUCGUACAUGUGGUACAGCGCCCACAACUCCACCACCGUCAUCCUGGUGGGCCUGUUGGUCAGCCUGCUCACGGGUCCCACCAAGGGAGCGACCGUCAACCCUCGCACUAUCUACCCCGUGCUGCCCCGCCUGCUCUGCUGUCUGCCCCAGAGGUACCGGAAACGGCUGACCUGUGGGGUGGGCUGCUCCGCUGAGGACGGGAGCUGCGUGGAGCCGGCGCCCCAGGCCCCGGAGAAGACCGGCAAUGGGAUGCUGAAUGGCCCCAUCGGGGGCCUGGCCCGUGCAGAGGAGACGGAGGGCGAGGGCUUUGCCAGGGCCGAGGGCGCUCACACCUACAUCCUGCAGGAGACAUCGCUCUGAGCGGGGCCGCAGGCGGUAGAGCGGUAGCUGGUAUCCGGCCGCUGGGGGUGGAACACAAAGGCCCCUCUGAGAGCACUGGGCUCGGCCUGGGAAUGGCCCCACUGAGCGCGCACAGCGCAAGGGGGCUGUUCCCCUUUGGGGCGGGUUCCUGGCCCCCCUACCUGCUCCCUGCCUGUGGCUCUGGGCUCCACGCACACUCAGGCCGCAAAGCACCAAAUGACCCCCUGGGGUGACUGGCGCCCACCCUGCACUACAGGAGCCCGGCUGAUGGGGUCAGGCCCUAGCCUGGGACUGGGCUAGCCCUGCCUUGCUGGCCACUUGCCCACGCAUGCCCUGGAUGGCCCAGGAUUAACUGCUGUGAUGUGCCAAGCCUGGGGACAGGGUGAGACCCCACUGGUUCCCAGGCCCUGAGCUGGGCCUUGCACUGAUGCACCGGGCGAUGCUGUGAGGGGACCAGCCGGCCUCCCGCUGCGUGGGGCCAGGUGCCCAGGAUCAGGCCCUCGUUUCUAGGUGCACUAAUCCCCGCAGUCCG